This is a messenger RNA of Fukomys damarensis (Damara mole-rat), 3313 nucleotides long. It is a transcript of the gene Prkd3, whose product is annotated as protein kinase D3. The transcript has 18 exons. Gene Ontology annotation, biological process: protein phosphorylation. Lineage: Eukaryota; Metazoa; Chordata; Mammalia; Rodentia; Bathyergidae. Bases 623 to 3295 code for a protein of 890 amino acids. The record is from RefSeq and is a predicted model, not a curated record. Gene Ontology annotation, molecular function: protein serine/threonine kinase activity; ATP binding.
GCUGACAGCGUUUCACGAAGCAUCAACCUUUCUUGAUGGACCCAUUCAUCAAAUAAAAUAUGCUUGUACUAUUCGUAAAAGAUUAUUAUUUCAUCAUAGAAAAAUUCAUCCCGAAAAUGAGAUUUAACGGGGUGAUUUAAGUAGUGGAUAUUUAAGGUAUCCCAUCAAAUCAUUGAACGAAUGGAUAAAUAUUAAAUAGAUUAAUGCCAAACACUGUUUUUCACCCAGGAAGAUUUUAUCUUGAGAGAAAAAGAACUUUGUUUUCUGAAAUGAAGAGUGAGAGACAAGAAGAGACUUCAGAGAGGUGAAGAUAUUAGUAAAUAAACAAUGGCAAUUGUUAUUCUUGUGAAGAUAACUCAAUGAUGUGAAAUCCUUCACAGAUCCAUGAUUUUGGUCCUAAGACAUCCUUUUUUUGAUGGGACUCAUUAAGAGAAGUAGGACCUUUUCAUUCAAACCACAGUGACAGAAUUUGUAAUCAUUGGCAUGAAUGGCUUAAUGCAGGAAAUAAGCUUUGAUCUAAAUCCAAAAGUGCGGUCAUUUUUGUGAUGCUCUUAUUUUGAAAACCUCUUUAUAACCAUUUAAAAAGAAUUGACAGCUAUUUUUAAAGAUUAAAGAAAGGCAGAUGUCUGCAAAUAAUUCCCCUCCAUCAGCCCAGAAGUCUGUUUUACCUGGAACAAGUCCUGCUGUGCUUCCAACUUCUUCUCCGGGUUCAAGUCCUAAGACAGGAUUCUCUGCCCGACUCUCUAAUGGCAGCUGCAGCGCACCAUCUCUCACCAACUCCAGAGGCUCUGUGCAUACAGUUUCAUUUCUACUGCAGAUCGGCCUCACACGGGAGAGUGUUACCAUUGAAGCCCAGGAACUGUCUUUAUCUGCUGUCAAGGAUCUUGUGUGCUCCAUUGUUUAUCAAAAGUUUCCAGAGUGUGGAUUCUUUGGCAUGUAUGACAAAAUUCUUCUCUUUCGCCAUGACAUGAACUCCGAAAAUAUUUUGCAGCUGAUUACCUCAGCAGAUGAAAUACAUGAAGGAGAUCUAAUAGAAGUUGUUCUGUCAGCUUUGGCCACAGUAGAAGACUUCCAGAUUCGUCCACAUACUCUCUAUGUACAUUCUUACAAAGCUCCUACUUUUUGUGAUUAUUGUGGUGAGAUGCUCUGGGGAUUGGUACGUCAGGGGCUAAAAUGUGAAGGCUGUGGAUUAAAUUAUCAUAAAAGAUGUGCCUUCAAGAUUCCAAAUAACUGUAGCGGAGUAAGAAAGAGACGUCUGUCAAAUGUAUCUCUCCCAGGACCUGGCCUCUCAGUUCCAAGACCUCUCCAGCCUGAAUGUGUACCCCUGCUCAGCGAAGAGUCACAUAUCCACCAAGAACCAAGCAAGAGAAUUCCAUCUUGGAGUGGUCGCCCAAUCUGGAUGGAAAAGAUGGUACUGUGCAGAGUAAAAGUUCCACACACGUUUGCUGUUCACUCUUACGGCCGCCCCACAAUAUGUCAGUACUGCAAGCGGCUACUGAAAGGUCUUUUUCGCCAAGGAAUGCAGUGCAAAGAUUGCAAAUUCAAUUGCCAUAAACGCUGUGCAUCAAAAGUACCAAGAGACUGCCUUGGGGAGGUUACUUUCAAUGGAGAACCUUCCAGUAUGGGAACAGAUACAGAUAUACCAAUGGACAUUGAUAGUAAUGACAUGAAUGCUGAUGGUAGUCGCAGUUUAGAUGACACAGAAGAGCCAUCUCCUCCAGAAGAUAAAAUGUUCUUUCUGGAUCCAUCUGAUCUCGAUGCAGAACGAGAUGAAGAAGCUGUUAAAACCAUCAGUCCAUCAACAAGCAAUAACAUCCCACUAAUGAGGGUUGUACAGUCUGUCAAACACACAAAGAGGAAGAGCAGCACAAUGGUGAAGGAAGGGUGGAUGGUCCACUACACCAGCAGAGAUAAUCUGAGAAAGAGGCAUUAUUGGAGACUUGAUAGCAAGUGUCUAACAUUAUUUCAAAAUGAAUCUGGAUCAAAAUAUUAUAAGGAAAUUCCACUUUCAGAAAUUCUACAAGUAUCUUCGCCACGAGAUUUCACAAACAUUUCACAAGGCAGCAACCCACACUGUUUUGAAAUCAUCACUGACACUAUGGUAUACUUUGUUGGUGAAAACAAUGGGGACAGCUCUCACAAUCCUGUUCUUGCUGCCACUGGAGUUGGACUUGAUGUAGCACAGAGCUGGGAAAAAGCAAUUCGCCAAGCCCUCAUGCCUGUGACCCCUCAAGCAAGUGUUUGCACUUCUCCAGGGCAAGGGAAAGAUCACAAAGAUUUGUCUACCAGUAUCUCCGUAUCUAAUUGUCAGAUCCAGGAGAAUGUGGACAUCAGUACCGUUUACCAGAUCUUUGCAGAUGAGGUCCUUGGUUCAGGCCAGUUUGGCAUUGUGUAUGGAGGAAAACAUAGAAAGACUGGAAGAGAUGUGGCUAUUAAAGUAAUUGAUAAGAUGAGAUUCCCCACAAAGCAAGAAAGUCAGCUCCGUAAUGAAGUGGCUAUUUUACAGAAUUUGCACCAUCCUGGGAUUGUAAACCUGGAAUGUAUGUUUGAAACUCCAGAGCGAGUCUUUGUGGUAAUGGAAAAACUACAUGGAGAUAUGUUGGAAAUGAUUCUAUCUAGUGAGAAAAGUCGGCUUCCAGAACGAAUUACUAAGUUUAUGGUCACACAGAUACUUGUCGCUUUGAGGAAUCUACAUUUUAAGAAUAUUGUGCACUGUGAUUUAAAGCCAGAAAAUGUGCUGCUUGCAUCAGCAGAGCCAUUCCCUCAGGUGAAGCUGUGUGACUUUGGAUUUGCACGCAUUAUUGGUGAGAAGUCAUUCCGGAGAUCAGUAGUAGGAACUCCAGCAUACUUAGCCCCUGAAGUUCUCAGGAGUAAAGGUUACAACCGUUCUCUAGAUAUGUGGUCAGUGGGAGUCAUCAUCUAUGUGAGCCUCAGUGGUACAUUUCCAUUCAAUGAGGAUGAAGAUAUAAAUGACCAAAUCCAAAACGCUGCAUUUAUGUACCCACCAAAUCCAUGGAGAGAAAUUUCUAGUGAAGCAAUUGACUUGAUAAACAACCUGCUUCAAGUGAAGAUGAGGAAACGUUACAGUGUUGACAAAUCUCUUAGCCAUCCUUGGCUACAGGACUAUCAGACAUGGCUUGACCUGAGAGAGUUUGAAACUCGCAUCGGGGAACGUUACAUUACACAUGAAAGUGAUGAUGCUCGCUGGGAAAUCCAUGCAUACACACAUAACCUGGUAUACCCACAGCACUUCAUUAUGGCUCCCAAUCCAGAUGACAUGGAAGAAGAUCCUUAAUUAUCAAUGAACUAACUU